Molecule: messenger RNA, 1932 nt
Organism: Cydia splendana
Lineage: Eukaryota; Metazoa; Arthropoda; Insecta; Lepidoptera; Tortricidae
Gene: CalpC
Product: calpain-C
Exons: 15
Coding region: 1-1932 (643 amino acids)
Biological process (GO): proteolysis
Cellular component (GO): cytoplasm
Molecular function (GO): calcium-dependent cysteine-type endopeptidase activity; calcium ion binding
Source: RefSeq, a predicted model, not a curated record
AUGACGGACUACGAGAAGAUAAAGGCGGAGUGCCAGCAGCGCGGGCAGCUGUGGGAGGACCCGGACUUCCCGGCCGCGCAGGCCUCCGUGUUCUACCACCAGACCCCGCCCUUCCACUUCGUGUGGAAGAGGGCCAAGGAAAUAUAUACCGACCCUACCUUCGUGAGAGACAACUGCGAUAUAUUUGACGUCGUACCAGGAAAACUAGGCGAUAAGUGGCUGGUGUCGUGUCUAUCAGUCCUGUUUCUGAGCAAAGGGCUGCUCUACAGAGUCGUGCCAGCCGACCAGCGGGUGGACGCCGGGUACGCCGGCAUCUUCAGGUUCCGUAUCUGGUGGUGUGGCCAGUGGCUAGAGGUCCUCGUGGACGACCGUCUGCCCACCGUCAACGGGAAGCUGGCUUUUCUGCAGACCAGCUCCACUGAACAGCUAUGGCCAGCAUUGUUGGAGAAGGCAUACGCCAAGCUCCACGGUUCCUACGAAGCGCUAAAGUACGGGAGCCUACUAGACGGCAUGGCGGACCUCACCGGUGGGAUCACGGAGUCCCAACUAGUCCGCGAGCUGAGCGAUGGCCACGCGCUCUCUAACCUACUCCGCGCUACUAGUGUGGUCACUGCACACUACCAACCUAGCGGCGUGGAACAGAGGGGCUUGGAGCCAGAAAUGAACUACCGCAUCUACAGCUGUGAUGAUAUAGUGACGGAUGACGGGCUCGUGCAGCAGGUGCGCCUGCGUCGGCCUCUCACGUCACGGGACCCGCAGCGGGACGAGGCCGACCGUAAAAUCACCAGUGCCGACCGCGAGCGCCUCAACGCGCCAAGCAUCGAGUUCACCAUGAGUUUCGUCGACUUCCAACGGUUAUUCCAGCGCGUGGAGACCGUCCAUCUUGACGCGGAGACCUCCUGGCCCGAGCCUACCCUCGCGGACAAGAUGAAGUGGCAGGUGAAGAUGCAUCAGGGGGCCUGGAGGAGGGGUGUCACGGCAGGGGGGUGCAGGAAUUAUGUCCACUUCUUCCACAUGAACCCCCAAAUCCAGAUAGUGGUCUCCGAGACCGACACCCUCGUGGUGUCCCUCAACCAGCACAGCGUGAUGGAGCCCAAGGUCAUCGGCUUCAGCGUCUACAAACUGCCCAAGCUGCUCGUCGAGACCGCUACUCCGACCCAGUUCAAGAAACUCAAGAGUACCGUCAACUCACAGUAUACGAAUAGCAGACAAGUUAGUCACAGAUGCGACCUCCAGCCCGGCUCCUACCUGAUCAUGCCGACCACCUUCGAGCCACGCGAGGAAGCCAACUUCUCGCUCCGGAUCUUCUCCACCAAGACCAUCAGGAUGAGGGCCUUGGACUCCGCCCCGCAGAUGAUCAAAGCUGCCGUCAUCAGGGCUCCGCCUGGCUUGGAACUUAGCCGAUCAGUCAGCUUCGCCCAGUACGAGGCGAUCUUCCUCCAGCUAGCCGACGAGCAUCGAACCAUCGACGCCUUCGAGCUGCAAGAGUUGCUUGACGCCUGCCUGCCCAACGAUUAUAUCAAGAGCUGCGCGUCCAUCGACACGUGCAAACAGAUUGUGCUAUCGCUUGAUAAAACAGGCACCGGCCGCAUCAGCCUCGCCAACUUCAAGGACCUGAUGUGCUCCCUGAAGCACUGGCAGAUGGUAUUCAAGGCCCACGCCCGCGAGAAGAUGGGAGUCUUGCUAGCGGAGCGCCUCAGAGAUGCGCUACGAGAGGUGGGCUUCGUUGUUCCCGACAGAGCGAUGACCCUGUUGCUUCUGAGAUACAUGAGGAAAGACGGCAUGCUGCGGUUUGGAGACUUCGUGUCCACCGUCAUGCACUUGCAUCGAGCGUUCAACGUGUUUUACACAAACGCGGCCACGUCAAACUACAUAAACCUGAACCUAUCUGAGGCACCUGCUCAAACAUAUCAGCACGGCUACUACAGCUAG